UUUCCGGUGUGGGUACACUAUUCUACAAGCUUCGGAUAUAAUCGAAGCUGUAGUUAUGAUUGCUUAUUAUUCGUCACAAACAUCAUAAAAUGUGGCGCUAUAGGAAUAUUUCAAUCCGCUCAACGUCUAAUAUACAUCAUCAGCUCUAUCAGUCUCUUCGCAGAAAGCAUGAGCAAAGUUCAUCAGCAUUAACACAGGGUUAUACGACAGAACAUGCUAGCUCAGAAACCACUGCCGCUCACUGGUUUUUACACAGAAGCACACUCAGUACUCUACCUCAUAAAUCGACAGGGCCAGUUAUCCGUGAAUUAAAAUCAUUUGAUGAGUUCGGGCUGCUUUCGCGAAAUGGGUUCACGAGUGUCCCGCAUACGACGGGUGAAAGGGCAUUUGUGGAUCACUUUUUAAGUCAUGACAUAUCGCCGGUGGUCGAUCUUUCUGCGAUUCCCACUACAGUAGAUUCUUCUGAACUUGGAGGGUCAGUGGAAAGCGUAGAACUUGAGCAGCUAGAGGAACUACUAGACCAGGGUUACGAUGUCUCUGCAGUUCUCAACAGCAUGACUGCAGAUGAGAGUUCUUCGAUUGUGCCAACCACCUCCUCAGCUGUCAUGGAGAGCAUGGAUAGGAAAGGAGAUUGUGCAUCUUUGAAGGGCACUAGACAGGUGCUCUCCGAAACGCAGAGGCGAAGUUUUAGGAACUCUUCGUCGGUAGUCCCGUCAGUCACUCCAUCCGUUCACGAACCUUUACAAUCUCGUUCUGAUAGUUCACCGCGGUUUGAUCCCGAUAUUUACCGAGCAACCAGAGCCACUGCAUCUGAAAUCAUCGAAGCUGUCGAAAACCAGGAUCUUUCCUCCCUUCGAAGUAUACUGAUGGAGAAGCAAUGGCCUGAUUAUCGUAGCAUUGGUCGCCAUCUUGAUAAGCUGUUUGAGCUCGUUAUAAAUGGCUGUCGUGACACUGACGAAGCUAUGCUUUUUCUACGAGAUUUUGCUGCCUCAAAUCGUGGAGCUUUUCUACACGAUGAUAAUGCCAUUCGCUUAGCAUAUCGCAUAACAUGCGAUUCUGGUUCAAUCGAUGCUGCAGUAGAAUCUUUGAAGGUUUUUCGCAACAUGUUCCUUGUCAGACCACCUAUGAGCCGCAGCUCCGCAGUGAAAUGUUUAAUGCUUUAUCAGCUUUACGCAGUAUCAUCUUCAGUUGGGACACUCAAGGAUGCUGAGAGAUUGCACUGUGCUUUGGUCGAUGGAGGGUUUGACGAAAACGGUGAUAUUUUCAUAAGUGCCUUAACGCGGAUGAUGCUCAAGAAAUGGGAUAUCGCACAGGUGUUUGAAGAAUGGCGGCGGUUGUCAGUCAGUUACGGGACAACUUGUGCUUCCGAGCUGAUUUGGGAAAGAUUGCUUGGUUUAGCUGAUCAUCCAAAGAAACAAGCAACAUUGGCUGGGAAAUUGUUAUCGCAUUGUCUGCAAUAUGAACAUCCGUCGGCUACCGUAGCAAAUCUGGUCACUACACUUGUUCGAACAAGACAUCUGAAUUCUGCCAGAUUGGUUUCUCUGAAGAUCUCUGUUCCGGGAAAGUUCUUCAAGAAAGCACUUCAGAGUUCUGCGUAUUAUGAGCACACUCUCCAAGAGGUCGAGGACUUUGCUAGUUUAGUCAGCGAUUGCAUAUUUGCGGAAAAGAAGAGGACGAAAAAGCCUUCGGUUUUACAGUCUUCUGUGCUAAUGCCUGAUUUGCUCCUGGUGCUCGACUCUUUUUGUGGAGUUACGAAACGAAAACAGUCAAAGUUUGUUGCCAAAAAUGACAAAAAGAAAAUUCAUCGUGUUAAUGAUGUGCAGCUUUACGAACUUUCUGAAUUUUUGCAGAAUCUCUGGUUGAAGGAAGCAGAAAAAUCUUGUGACCCUCGUGCAGUGGAUAGAAUGGUUGCUUGGAGCAUAUUUCACAAACUAGACAUUACACCCAAAAUGGCGAAACAGAUUGCUGAUAUCAAGUCGAGGACGCAGCCGCCAAAGUCUUGA
Cylicocyclus nassatus is the source of this 2003-nucleotide messenger RNA. The record is from the annotation of a GenBank genome assembly. Lineage: Eukaryota; Metazoa; Nematoda; Chromadorea; Rhabditida; Strongylidae.